UUGAGUUCAUUUAGAGCAGUAGCUUCAGGUAAUUCUAUGUGGUUGCGAAUGUGGAGCGAAGUAUGGCAGAAGAAAUAGUGCAAAAAGUAUUGCAUCUGAAAGAACGUCUGCUUGGAGUCAGCGACUCAAAUAAGAUUCUGAAAUUGUUGAAGAAAUUGCAAGAUUUAAAUAUCACAGUGGAUAUUCUGGUGGAAACGGGAAUAGGAAAAACAGUGAAUGGAUUCAGGAAAGAUGAUGCAGUUGGUGACCUUGCCAAAGAGUUGGUAUGCCAGUGGAAAAAACUGAUUCCUCAGGAAAUACCCAGGAAUUCUACUGAACAAAAUGAAAAGAAGAGGAAUAAUGACGAUAGCAGCUUUAGGAGGAAGGAUACAAAGAAAAAUACAAACAAGUCAUCUGGACCCUCCAGACAAGAGGAGAUUUUGCAUGAGACUGAUGUGAAUGAGUCUGUAAAACUCUUGAGUCAGGAAGGAAAUCCAAAAAAGAAGGAAAGGUCUGCAUCUAACCAGUAUCCUAAGAUCAAUCCCUAUCAGUUAAAGAGCAAUGAAUGCCAACCAUCAAGGAUGGAUAGUAAAGAGUGCUGUCAUGGUGCAUCAAAAAACAAUUUCCUCCAUCACCAACAAUCACUUAAGUUCCAGAAACCCGUAAAAUCAAAACCUCUACCUAAGGAUGAAAGUAACUUCUCUAGAAAAGAUAAGAAAUCUACUGACGUCCUGCAGAAAAAAAAAUAUAAUGAAGACCAAUACGAGAAGGAGUCAUCAAUAGAAAGUUCUUCUACAUCUUCCAAUGUGAGUCAGGAAAAUCCUUGUUCUGCAAAAGACACUCCUGAAAAUAAUAAAGGGCAACUAAGCAAAUCUGUGGACAAAACUAAACAUAGUAAAUUAGCCAGCAAGGUGCAGAAAUGUUCUUCAAAGGACAGAUCACAGGGUAUGUCACGAAUGAUUAAGGAGAGCAGUAAAAUCUGCAAAGUGGAAGAUAUUUCUGAAUUUGAAAAAGAAGAAUUUGAAAAACCAACUAUGACUUUUGAAUCAUACUUGAACUAUGACGAACCAAAACAGAAAGCAAAAAGAACCCAUACAAAAAAGAAUUCAUCUAUUUCGGGGAAAGGAAAGGAUUCUAAGUUGGUCAGUACAAGAGCAAAUGAGAUUGUUGGAGACCUCUGUAAGGAAAGCAAAAAGAGGAGGAAUACAGACAGCAGGGAUCAAAAUAAGGAAGACAUUUGGCUUGAAACACCAAAUAAAAAGGGGAAGAUUGAUAUAAAUACUCUAUUAGACAUCCCAUUGCCUAAAUUCCUACCAGAUGUUACUGAUAUGACUUCUGUUAGCCCACCUACAUCUCCUAUCAAGAAAUCAGCGAUGUCCAAUAUUUCUGAUAGUACUGUGGAGUUUACUGGUCGAAGAUUGAACUGUAAAAUGCAAGUGUACUCUGGCUCCAAAACAACAAAUAUUAUGAAGAUGAUGUCUCUAUAUGAACAGUGUAUUCGCGUCCUGCAAAACAACAUUGAUUCUAUUCAUGAAGUAGGAGGAGUCCCAUUUGAAAUUCUUGAGCCAGUACUGGGACGAUGUACUCCAGAACAACUGUUUCGAAUUGAGGAAUGCAACCCGAGCUUUAUUGAACAGAGCAGUCAUUUCUGGAUGAAGCAUUGUAAAAAGGAUUUCAAAAAUGAGGAGCCCCAGGAGUAUGAAUCAUGGCGUGAGCUAUAUUUGAGGCUUCAUGAUGAAAGAGAAGAGAAACUAAAAAUAUUGACGCAAAGCAUUAGUUCAGCACAUGCUAACAAGCCCAAAGGCCGUCAAGUGAAAUUAGCCUAUGUAAAUACAUCUGCAAAACCACCAAGAGACAUUCUGCGCCAGCAAGGCAAACAUCGCAAAUCAUGCUCUGCCCUUCUCAAUUCUCCCUUUGGCAAAAACAAGAAGAAGUUUGUUGCAGGUACAGAAUGCUCUAGUUUUGCUGGAGGAAGUGCCUGCUCCGACAGACCAAAGGCCAAUAGUGGCUGUGUUGCUCCAAACAGUUAUUCAGGACCAGAUGCAAAGAGGCAAGUUAAAAAAGUUGCACCAAUGAUGGCAAAAUCUUUGCGUGCCUUUAAGAACAGACUGGGUCCACGAUAAAUAUGUUCAGCAACAGCUGCUUCACCUGUAAAUAAACGUAAAUUGUUCAAAAGAUGAAACAUUUACUUUUUCGAAACUAUUUUUUGACUAAAGAGUGCAUCUUGUACAUAUUUAUUUUCUGGGGAAAAUCUGAUUGUUUGCAAAAUUAUGG
Messenger RNA from Stegostoma tigrinum, 2253 nucleotides. It is a transcript of the gene eloal, whose product is annotated as elongin A, like. Lineage: Eukaryota; Metazoa; Chordata; Chondrichthyes; Orectolobiformes; Stegostomatidae. Gene Ontology annotation, molecular function: protein binding. The transcript is spliced from 11 exons. Gene Ontology annotation, biological process: transcription elongation by RNA polymerase II. The record is from RefSeq and is a predicted model, not a curated record. Gene Ontology annotation, cellular component: nucleus; elongin complex. The coding region runs from base 63 to 2102 and encodes 679 amino acids.